AUGGCAAAAGCAUUGAUCGAUUCCGCAUUUCAUCCGACAGAAGUUAUCGCAUUACUCCAAUACAAUUUUAAUCGAUCGUCAUCGUCAUCUAUUCUGACUAACACGAAAAAAAUAGCAUCUUGGAGUAAAAGCAAAAUACGAUGUUACGAGUUUCUUAAUAUGACGUCGCGAUCUUUUGCGGCUGUUAUACAAGAAUUAAAUGAUGAGUUGAGAGAUGCGGUUUGCUUAUUCUACCUUGUUCUACGUGGACUGGAUACUAUUGAGGAUGAUAUGACAAUUCCAAUCGAGAAAAAAGUUUCUAUACUGAGAAGUUGGGAAGAGAUUAUUGUCACGGAUGGAUGGAAUUUCACAGAAAAUGGACCAAAUGAAAAAGACCGUCAGUUAUUGGUAGAAUAUCCAGUUGUCAUCGAAGAGUUAAAGAAUCUCAAUAAAACUUAUAAAGAAAUAAUUUUUGAUAUUGCCAAGCAAAUGGGUAAUGGAAUGGCCGACUACGCAACAAACGCUGCACAUAACAAGUUCGGUGUGAACACGGUAAAAGACUACGAUCAAUAUUGCUUUUAUGUGGCUGGAUUGGUUGGAUUAGGUCUAAGUAGCUUAUUUAGUGCUAGUGGUCUCGAGAGUCCCGAAGUAGGAAGGAACACGAAAUUAUCAAUUUCAAUGGGUUUAUUCCUCCAAAAAGCAAACAUUAUCCGAGAUUACCUCGAAGACUUGGAUGACAAUCGACGUUUUUGGCCAAAAGAAAUCUGGUCGCAAUACGUCAACGACCUAAGCGAUCUCAAAGACCCCGAGCACAAAAAACAAGCAAUCAACUGUCUAUCGAGAAUGUGUCUGGAUGCGUUACAACGCGCGCCCGAUUGUUUGACGUAUUUGAGUAAUAUACGUGAUCAAAAAAUUUUUAACUUCUGUGCUAUUCCUCAGGUGAUGGCUAUUGCUACUUUGGCGAUUCUUUUUCAAAAUUACCAGGUUUAUCAGAAAAAUGUAAAGAUUCGAAAAGGGGAAACUUUAAAGUUGAUUCAAAAAGCGACAAAUAUAUUGAAUGUAAUUGAUAUUUUUCGUCAUUACACCCGAGUAAUCAUCACAAAGAACAAUUCACGAGAUCCAAAUUUUUUAAAGAUUAGUAUUGCAUGUGGACAGAUUGAACAAUCGUGUCAAGCACUCGAAACCCGUUAUAAAUCAUUAUCCAACUCCAAAACGCUCAACAAAACCAGCGAAUUCAAUCUAUUUGAUGCGCAACUGUUCAUCUUAUUUGUCCUCCUCUUGUUGGUUACUACCGGAUGGGUUUUGAAUUUAUGGGAGAUUUGGGAAGAGGUUGUUAAUCAUUUUAGUAGGAUAGUAACAAACACAUCUUCCGUUGAUGUAUGA
Messenger RNA from Ambispora leptoticha, 1362 nucleotides. The record is from the annotation of a GenBank genome assembly. Lineage: Eukaryota; Fungi; Glomeromycota; Glomeromycetes; Archaeosporales; Ambisporaceae.